CACAAUCUGAACACAAGUGUUAGUCAGGAGUAAAAAAGGUACUCAGGACAAAAUUUAUCAAAAAGUUUCAAACUUUAAUCAAAGUACUUUAAGUUAAAGUAGACCAAGAAUGCUUUUGGUGCAAUAAGUACUCAAAGCAAGUAUAAUCACAACAAGUACAAAAAUCACUGCCCUUUUGAGGCUAACUGUUUCAUGUUUAGUUCCAGGUUCGCGAUAAAUGUAAGUAUUUUCUUGCAUUUAUUUCCACCUGCAACGUGCUUCACCCCAUGUUCUUUUUCUCCCUACGAAAUUGUUGACCAAAAUUUGUUUAACAUGGAAAUUUGAUCUAAAGCAUUGGGGGAUCCUGGAAACAGCCUUGUCUCAUCCACCAAGCAAAAAGCCUAUUUUGUGAGAUUAGUUCGUUAAAGCUGCACAAAAGAGGGAAUUUUCUAACAGGAAGUAUGUUCUAGUUAGGUGUAGGGUAAUUGCCUCUAGAGAAAGCGUGUAAAAUAUUUGUCCGGGCACUUGUAAUGUUUUGUAGUCUAUUCUACAUGCUUAUCUUCGGCAUCUUAAACAACGCAUUUAUUUUUUUUGGCAUGAAGUCUUCAAAAUUAUUGAUCGUAAAUGUGACCAGAUUUUAAUUCCACACCGGCGAGACUCUAAUUUAUGGACGAGCCAAUCAGAGGCGUUUUGGAGAUUUCAAGGUUACGUCGCUUAGUGCUAACGUACGUUCGGUUCACAGGGGAUUUUAUACAAAACAUGAUAAAUAAAAUGGCGAGACUACAAUUUGUGAACGAAUCAAUCAGGUAUAAGAUAAUAAAUCUCGGGUUUUAACGCGAAAGCCUUUCAUCCAUUUGGCUAAAUAAAUUUCUGGCAUUAUAGCUGAUGUCAUUUCGUGAUGAAAACCUCACAUAUAAUUCCUGAGGUAAAUUAGGGAAAUUAUCGCGAACUGGAUAAUGAAAGCACCAGUAACACCGGCUGCAGCCAGGUACUGCAAUAUGUACGGAUGUUUGGAUAGCGUACAGACUCCUGCACAGGCCUGGUUAUGUGCAUCGUGUCUAUAUCCAAAAGUAGCACUUUGUGCACUCAACAACCAGAGUGCACAUAAAAAAUAUUGAAGCUAUGUGGUCGAGGCUGAAAGAGUUUUUGAGACUUUAUCAUGGCUCCAGAGGUCGAGUAGUCUGUAGUCGUAAGAAUCUAAAAGAAGCAUGUUGAGCAUGUACUUAAAAACCGGUCUGCAGCAAUGCAUAGCUUGACAACCGCCUAUGAGCUUGAAGUGCUCAUUGACUACUUCACUUAUCGUGAGUGUCAUCACUGCUUGUGGGUUUGUGCCAGAAGAAAUCUUCAUGCGGAUUCAAAAAACUCUGCUAAUGUUUAAUAAUCAGUGUUAAUGGUAUUGCAGCCAGGACACCUGUUUGUUCAAUUAGUUCAUCCCUGUUGGCCGAACUAAACACUGGUAUAUAUCAGUUCUGAUGCAAUAUUUUGUAUUUUGAAGGAUAAAAACGCAUCCCAAACACUUAAAUGGUUACUCAAAACAUUCGAAAACUGCACUUUCUCAAGCUUUUUACUAGACAAAGCUAAUUCAUCUGUGUAUUCUAAGUUGGUGAUUGAGUUUCCAGGUAAGGGAUCGGUUCCAGGAGAUCAGUCAUUUGUAACCUAGAUCCUGAGACAUGUGCAUCGGCUGAAGGAAUCAUGCCACUUUAGCACAGCGAGAUAAAAUUGCCAAGUAAAAUCCUAGAGUAGUAGAGGUUGUAACACUAUCAGUAGUAACAUAAAAGGUUAGACAAAGACAAUAUGAUUCGAGAAAAGGGAUUUGAACACUAAAAACUGCAAGACUUUGUUGAAACGCAGGGCCUAGGGAAAGAGAGUGAACGCAUGUACGCAUCAGUGGCUUUGUAGUAUUUAGUACUAUUUCAAGUCCACGUAGAUUGUUUCAGCUUUUGGACAUUAUAUACUCAUAUACCUUGUCAGUUGUUUAGUUGUAACCUUGACUGCCUUUAUAUGAGCGUAUCUGUUCGUGUUUUUCUUAUCAUAUACUCUGUUUGUCACAUGUCUUCAGUUUUUUCUAACUAUAAAUGAUGAGUCAUGCUCGAUCAAAUCGAAUAGGCUGAGAAUCCUUUCUCCAUGUUGCACUUACCGUCUGUCUGCGUAAAUAAAACAAAUUCUUAUUAAAUUUGUAUUUAGCUUUUAACACAACCGUUGCCCAACAGGGUUAACCUAAGUCUGGUAUACAAUAAUAAAUAUUUAUAUUUCGUGGUUCAUUCAUUGUAAUUCAUAAUAAAGUUAGAGCGCUGACACAACCUAUUCUAAGUCAUGUCACUUAACGUUUCCAAUCUUUGGUUUCGAUAAUCGCGCGGAGUCCAAACUAUCUGUACGCAAAAACUUAACUCCGUCCAACGAUCAGUGGUUUUAUGAUCUAGUGCCACGUUUUGUUUAAGUUGCCUCCAAUCUUGUUUCAACUGACUCCUACAUCAGCAAACGUUCUUCGUUGAGGUAGGCAGUGGUUUAACAUACGAAUGCUACCUCAACGAAGCCAAUCUCAUCCACCAAUUAGCUAUCCCUACCUAGUACCCUCUAAAUUCCUAAUUACGUGGUCCCAACAAACAUGGACAGCACUUCAGAGGAUAUGUUUCAAAACAAAAAAGUGGAACGGCGGGUACUGCUGUUUAGCGAACUCGGCCUUUGGUUGGCUGACGGUAAUAUUGCCUACUUCUCAAGUUGGCGGGAGUCAACUUAAGUCUUUGAAUUUUACCGUGAUUCCAUCAAAUACCGAUCAUACAGGGGUGACAGAACUUCUCAGAUAAGUGAAGUGGUCUAAGAAUGCAACUACUUCUCUGUCAUUAGUUAGGGUUUUGUUACAUUUUAUCUGAAUAACUGUUCUGGCCUUGUGGGAUAUUAUUAACCCUAACCCAUUGGGUGUUACAGGUCUGUGCCUCCCCCCCUUGAUCCAUACAAUCAGUGUCAGGGCUAGUAAAACUACCAGGUUGCAAAGUUCGGACCUGUGGCUUAGUGACUAAAAGUCAAACAUGUAUACCACUGAACCACCGUCCUGAAAGUGUUCAUCAGUAUACCAAGCUAUCUGUGUCAUUGCACCUUAAAUACAUACAAUUGGUGCUUCCUAGGAGAAGUAAAUUUUAUUUGGUUUAUUUACGCAUUCAAUGACCUCGUUCGUGCUGUUAUUCAAUAACUUUCCUCUUGUUUCCUCAUAUGAUUUGUUUUGUGUAUUCCAAUGGUUUCUUACUGGCGAUUUUUGAAUUACACAUAAGCAAAUAAAAUCCACGCUUUCCACGCCAGUCUGAUUACCUCUUAAAUCACUAAUCGACGAAUUCCGUCUUUCAGAUAAUUUUGUCAUAAUUUUCAAUACUAAAUCUUAUUUUUCAGAUUUUGGAAGUAUGACUGGUUCACUCCAAAAAAAGUUAAAUACACACUGGGCGAGGUCUGUUCCUGAUAAACGACUUGCAAUUCAGUUACUUCGAGUCACUCCAUUUAUUUUUACGGCAAGUCGAUCAACUAUGGGUAGCCUUCUUUGCUGUGACGUAGAGGAGCCUUUCGCUGUACUGUCUACAUCUAAUCAAUAUCCUAGGAUCUAUGAUGGUAACUUAUGGAUUAGCGCGAAAUUCAUGUCCUAUGUACGCGACCCUUUACCCAAGUGCAGUCGCCGUAUACGCGUUAUCGAAACAUGCUUUUGGUUAAUUAGAAUUUUGAGCUAUUCUGUUCAGUACCUUGAAGAGAAGAAGGAGCACUUUGCUUUUAUUGAAUCUUUUUCAAUUAUCCAGGAAUUUCAUACCAAUGUAACAGUUUUCUCUCAGAUGAUUGGAGUGACUGAAGCUAUCGGCGACACGAAUAAAAACCCUAUUCUUCCACGUUUACCAGUGCGGAAAAAAGCCAUGUCCAAAAAGAAACGUGUUGGUGUUAAUAAAAAUAAAUGUGACUUUCUCGGACCAUGCUCUAAUAUACCUCCGACAGAAGAUCCUCCCCAACAAUACUCUCCUUUAAGAACGUCGUUUAUUGUUGAUAGCUUGCCUGGUGUUUUCGCUGUUGACAAACCAACAAAUUAUGUGGUCACAAAUUCCUCAACAGUUAUUGAAAAUAAAGAAAAUACCCCAAUCACAGAAGCUACAAUGAUGCAUUCAACCUCACCCUUUUCAAGAGACUCAUCACUUUUCAAAGAUCUCUUUGACAGCAACGACGAUUACUCUAUUGAACUUACAAAUCUCUCCAAUAAUUUUAUGACUAGUGAAAUAUUAACGCCUUCUGCUAAGUUAUCUCCAAACAAUAAUACAAAUAUAAUCACUUCCGCAGUAGCACAUUCUCAGGCGUCAGUUUCCGAGUCUCAAGACAAUAAAUCAUAUUCACCCAGUACUCAGUAUUUUUCUGUUCAGAAUGCAAGCGAUUUCUCAAAUCUGAAAACUUCGAUUUCUUCAGUUACGGAAAUUAACUCUGAUGGACAGAUAACCGACCCACUGCUUGAAUCAACCUGUGGGUUGUGCAAUAAAACUGAUUUAAAAAAUCACUCCAUUGUUUCUAAUACUGACGAACAAAAUAUGAAUGGUCAAAGUGUUGAUGUAACCAUAAACGCAACAUCGCCAACCCUUCAUAAGGAUCCAUCUAUUGUUAAUUGUGUACGGGACUCAGUUGUUCAGUUCGUUCAAGGAAUAAAGAGGAAAUUUUCGCCGAAGGGGACUUGGGUUAAACCACUAAUGGGUCGUAUUCUGAAGCCGAUUUCUGGGAAUGAACUACAGUCUGAUGCUAAGCGUCCACGAAAAUUCGUUUCAACUCAUUCUCCCACUGCUUUGACAUCUGCCAUUACUGUUUCAUCCCCUAUUAUAUCGAGUAUAUCGUUGACAGAUACUAAUAGUUCACUUGGAAAUCCGGGAUUUUCUUCAUACACACUUAAUAGAUCAAAAUCUUAUUCUUGUAAUCCUGUAAAUACUCCCAGUUCCCUGCCGAUAGUUCGUCUGAGAGAACGACAGCGUAAUCCACUGCAUAAAGUAGUUUCCUCCAGUAAUAGUAGCGCGAUUAGCGUUUGUGGUAUAGAUGUACUUGUGGCCAGUAGCAAAAUUCAACACGCGCACUUUGUUCUGCUUGAAACUCGUCAGCUGGAUAUACCUGCAUUCUACCAGUGUUGGUGUUCAAAUAAUGAUAUUGAUAUCCUGUGGAAUAAGUAACUCAAUGGAUGAUAACACUUUGGACGUUUGAUGCUAAAGGUAAUAGGUUUGAGUCCUGGCGUGUACAUCAACAUUUUCAUGUACGUAAAUCCAGCUAACGAGCUCCAAAUAGGACUGAACGCACGUCCUGAAUUUCACCGCUAGUCAGAAAUUCACCUAUUCUCUAAAUAUUUGUGAAAGGUGGCUAGACGGAGGCAGUCCGCACAUGAUACUCUUACAACGACUGAACACUUGUUAAUUGGUGUUUAAAUCUGACCUUAAAUCACACUCGGUUAACUUUCUAUGCAUUCUUAGGCUAAAUCUCGAUUUAUAGUUAACUUUAUUUCCACUUGAGAUAUUGAAAAGCCAAAUAUGAAAUUGGUUGGAAUUUAUUUUUUUACAGAAGCAUUAGCAGACCAAGUGUAUAUAAGUCAGACCAGAAUAGAAUAUAUGCAAAUUUAAAUAUGAGUGUAUAUGUGAAUUAUUUAUUUAGUAUAUCUACAACCAAUAAGAGAAUAUAUGAAAGGAGACACUGGAUAUGCACACAUUCACGCGUACAUUGGAAUAUACAUAACUGAUCAAAUAUCUGAGCUACAAAAAGCAAUUACUAGAAAUACAAUUACGUUUUUAUCUGCCCAUAGAAAGGUAGUUUUUAUGUUCAUAUAGUUUAAAAGAGUUUGCUACAAUACAUUUAUGUCAAUAAAAACUGAUCAAGAUUCAGUCAAGAUUAUCAACAAUGGAUUAAUUUGAAUCCUUCGUAGUAGCGUUUUUGUCAGACAGUGAGUGUAAAACUGCCUUAAGAGUGUACAAAGGAAAGUCUGUAAUAAUUCACUUGCUUAUUUUUUAUAGACGGGAGUGCAUUUUCUCUAGUGUCUGGAUUCCUUGUGUAUUCAGUAAUUUCAGUAAUUAAUCGCUUGUCCACAAUUACUCUACUAUCCAGAAACAAUGAAAUACUCUGAACAAUUAUUCCAUCGUAUUUCCUUUUUUUCAUCAGAUUUUCCUUAAUAUAUUUCGUUUUGAAACUGUAGAUUUUAAAAUCAACCUAUUCCACUGAAUCUCCGUCAUGCUCUGUAACUAAUAGUAUAAACAAACAAAAACCACUGAGUAACUGUGAACAAAGGAUUCUUAAAAGUUACAUUGAUUCAAUUAAUGAAAUUCGCCGAAUUCCAGUGAACGAAGACAAUUUUUCAGAAUUAAGGAAAUGUUUUAACUUGUAAAGAUAAUUAUUUUAUUUUAUAUCCUAAUUGAUAUUCUGUAUAUUUCCUAUUUAUUAUCUCUUCUUUUGAAAAGACUAUUUUUCUACCAGACAUAAAUAUAAAUGAUAACAGUAAUGAUUACUAAAGUAAUUAUCAUUGCUCAGACGUUUACUUGUGGUCUUUUGUAUUACAAAACUAGUAUAUGUGUGAUUGGGGAAUGGUAGUAGUGUUCAGACUAUCUUUUGUAUCUUCUCGUUGUUUUCAUGGUAAUACAUGGAAUCCUCAACACAUAUGGUCACAGAUUUAUCAAUGUCAAUUCUCCGAUGGUGAUUGAGUUCAACUAGUUACAAUCUUAGUGCGAACGUGGAAGCUACUUUUCUGGUCAAAAAGCAUAAAUUACAUCAAUUCGGCUGUUGAAUUAAACGCAGGACUACCAGAGUAGGAUCAUGUAAAUACAUCAUAUUUUCAAAUACAGCAGUAUGGUUUGAAUCUUCGAAUGAGUAAGGCUUAAAGAAGUGUAGAUAUUGACCUCUUACCAUUUUUAUACAACACUACAAGACUGAAUCAAUUUUAUGACCUGUUUCAACCCGAUAGUUUGUAGUGGCGAUUUGUAAGUAUUAGUCGUCGGUUAUUUCUAGAAUAUUGGAAUUUAUUCGUUCUUACAGUUAUUCUUGUACAAACUUAGCCAACUUUACUCCUUCCUGAUCUCAAUCUAUUCAUGUAACAAUGAGUGUGAUGCGAAUAAUUAUAUACUGUUUAAGAUCUUGUUGAGAAAUGGAUUUUGUUUUAAUAUUAGUGGGAAUCUAGUUGGUAUGACAAAACGAUUUGUAGGAAAAAUUUCUUUCACU
Messenger RNA from Schistosoma haematobium, 7170 nucleotides. RefSeq lists its product as uncharacterized. The record is from RefSeq and is a predicted model, not a curated record. Lineage: Eukaryota; Metazoa; Platyhelminthes; Trematoda; Strigeidida; Schistosomatidae. The transcript has 18 exons. The coding region runs from base 3372 to 5147 and encodes 591 amino acids.